AUGUUGCGUUUUUUUCUGAAUUUCCUCCGUUGUCUCCUUAACUUCUUGGAUUACGUAGGCUUCGAUGUCGGCGGUAGUUUUAGUGGCUUCAGCUUGGAUGACGUCGGUGUAAAAGUUUUUAGCUGCUUGAAGAAGCGUCGUCAAUGUAGUAUUUUGAAGAUGCGCAAGGCGGCCUUUGAUUUCGGUGAGGCCAUUUUUUGCGGUACGCCAGGUGCCUUCACCAUUACCAAGUCCCUUUCGCAGCUCUAUCAGAAGCGUCUUCACGCCUUUGUUGUCAGAUUCACGGAAUCCUCCCGUAUUAUUCGCAUUAAACAUGCUAGUGAUUUCUGCUAG
Molecule: messenger RNA, 333 nt
Organism: Babesia ovata
Lineage: Eukaryota; Apicomplexa; Aconoidasida; Piroplasmida; Babesiidae
Product: HMG box-containing 1 isoform X3, putative
Exons: 1
Coding region: 1-333 (110 amino acids)
Source: RefSeq, a predicted model, not a curated record